This is a messenger RNA of Macrobrachium nipponense, 2043 nucleotides long. RefSeq names its product homeobox protein NOBOX-like. Gene Ontology annotation, cellular component: nucleus. NCBI's taxonomy places the organism in Eukaryota, Metazoa, Arthropoda, Malacostraca, Decapoda, Palaemonidae. Gene Ontology annotation, molecular function: DNA-binding transcription factor activity, RNA polymerase II-specific; RNA polymerase II cis-regulatory region sequence-specific DNA binding. Gene Ontology annotation, biological process: regulation of transcription by RNA polymerase II. The record is from RefSeq and is a predicted model, not a curated record. Bases 1 to 2043 code for a protein of 680 amino acids. The transcript is spliced from 5 exons.
AUGUCAACCAUUCUGCCUGGAAAAGUUCCAGACACUGUCAACGAUUCUGCCUGGAAAAGUUCCAGACAAUGUCAACGAUUCUGCCUGGAAAAGUUCCAGACACUUUACUAUGUUAAUAUGCCAACAAAGCUAAAGAAUACAGGCGAAGCUGAUGGCUCUGAUGACGGAAACAUCACUGCUAUGAAACAUAACAAGACCAUUCGACUGCAUGGAUACCGCAAAGGAAGACUUCCAACAGAAACACCUGAGACAAUUGACUCUAGAACUCUCCUACUAAUGUCUCUGACGCCUCCCAAACCGCCCUCAGCCUCCGCGGUGGAAAACCAGACGCUCUCUACGACGUUCAGCCCGUCGUACUUAGACGAGAAACCUCGCGUCUCUCCUUCUGUCCAAAAUGGUGAUGACUCACACCAGAAGGAGAAGAACCACUACCAGAAAACCGAGGAGGCCACCAGGCAUUACGAGCGGCACGCCGUGACGUCACGACUUGAUGACGUAUCAUCCGGCACUCGGGAGAGCCUCUCGCCGAUGAGGCAUCCAGGGCCACAGAAGGAGGAGGAGGAGGAGCCGAAGGACCACCAGAAAGGACGCGACAGCCCUCACCCCCACCUGGCGAAAGUAGCCGACAACGAGGCGGUCUCUCCAUGCGACAGAUUCCCGCAGCGGCAGCCGCCGCCGGCCGGCCAUUUCCGCCUGCAAGACGCGGGAACUUUCCCGCGCAAGACGGAGAUUCUUCCUCGCUUCGUCGCCAAGAUGGAGCCUUUGCGGGCCUCCGGUUCACCCCCUCCUCAGAAUCCAGAGAAGAUGGAGGUUUCUCGUACGCCAGCAGACGUCGCGGGGUACGUGUCUGCAGCCAGCGCUGCUGCUGCUGCUGCUGCAGCAUACCAAUCUCCAGCGGCUUCUGGUUCCCCCUACCUGAACCACGACGCUUCCCUGGGCAUCAACGCGACUAGCGCCAGUUCGGCCGACGGCGCUCACGAUACGGGUAUACGCAGGUACAGGACAGCCUUUACGAGGGAGCAGGUAUCGCGCCUGGAGCGAGAGUUCCUUCGUGAGAACUACGUCAGUAGACCCAGGAGAUGCGAACUAGCAGCCGAGCUACACUUACCAGAAGCAACUAUAAAGGUGUGGUUCCAAAACCGAAGGAUGAAGGACAAACGCCAGAGGAUGGCGCUCGCUUGGCCGUACUGGGACUCCGCCCUGGCAGCCACCCUCCUCCACGCAACGCACCCCACACCCCCGCUCUUGCACCCUCUGGGAUCUCACACCCACCUCGCGCCCCACCUGCCAGCCGCCCACACCGUCUCCUCCUUCCUGCCCUCUCACUUGGGGCUCGGCCAUUUCCUCACCCCUCAGAGCUUCACUGCAGCAGCCACGCACCCCUCCCCCUCCCUGCCCAUCAGACCGUACCCGACCCUCCUCCUUCACACGGUGCCACCCGCUGCCCAGCCCUUGCUAGCCAACCACGAGCCUAGACCGACGCUGCCUCUACCCAGGCACUGUUUGGCUGCCCUUCCUAGGCCGUGUCUGUGGGAGGAGAGUCGCCCUGUGGACAUCUCCAGCAAGAGUAACUAUUCUCUGUUCCCCGCGACUUUAGACGCAACGAGCGUCGGCAAGGACCUGGAGGCGUCAUCUUUGUCGAUAGGCGGAUACCGGCAGCAACAGAGCUCCUCUUCUCCUCUCCCGCCAUCUGCGAAGGGCAGGGCAGCGCAUGCGUCGUCAUCCCCUCACGGUCGCCAACAUCACUCGUUUUCGCCCAGUGCCCCUCCUCUUCACAAAGGACCUCCUCCUCCUCCUCCUCCUCUCCUCCCCCACCCGCUCCUGCUUCUGCUCCUUCGCCCCAGGGAACCACCAAUGCCACAGUUCCUACCCACACCCAGGCAUCCAAUGUCACCCGCGCUCCACAACACACUCACUCCCACACCGUCACCCACCCGCAACGGUCGCCAGAUGUCCGUCGUUGACAAACGAAGUAUUAGACUUAAAAGUCUAAAAGGCAAACGAAAUCAUACUGAAUAUCAUCAUUCUGUUAAUAGUCAAUAA